AAAGGGCAAGCGGAAUGUAAACAGGGGACCCGGGGAGUGGUCUUCGGGUAACACAGGCUACCGGUCAGUGGUGGAAGUCGGCGGAAGUGGGAGAAAACGAGGCUGGUGGGUCUUGGGGUGACGGGAGUAAGGAGCCUCAGAAGUCGGAGUUGAGGCCCACCGCGGGUGUGGCAGAGCCGGGACGCUAAGAAUGGCUUCCUUUGGAUGGAAAAGGAAGAUUGGCGAGAAGGUCUCAAAGGUCACAUCCCAGCAGUUUGAAGCUGAAGCUGCUGAUGAGAAGGAUGCAGUCGGGAAAGAUGAAGGCAACUGGCUUCACGCUGCUAAACGGAGGAAAGAAAGUCUCCUGGAAGGCUGUGCCGAAAAAAGCAAACAGCUUAAGGAUGAAGGAGCCACUCUGGCUGAAAAUAAAAGAUACCGAGAGGCCAUUCAGAAGUGGGAUGAAGCACUACAGUUAACCCCAAAUGAUGCUACCCUGUAUGAGAUGAAAUCACAGGUCCUAAUGUCUCUUCAUGAAAUGUUCCCAGCAGUUCAUGCUGCAGAAAUGGCUGUCCAGAGAAAUCCACAUUCAUGGGAAUCUUGGCAGACUUUGGGGCGUGCUCAACUUGGAUUAGGAGAGAUAGUCUUGGCAAUUCGAAGUUUUCAAGUAGCCCUUCACAUCUAUCCAAUGAACCCUGAGAUAUGGAAAGAAGACCUUUCUUGGGCAAGAACACUCCAGGAGCAGCAGAAAGUAGCAGAGAGGAUUAAAAAGAGUGAAGUACCAGCAGAAGUAACACAUUUCUCACCCAAGUCAAUUCCUGACUAUGACUUUGAAAGUGAUGAGAUUGUUGCUGUUUGUGCAGCUAUUGCUGAAAAACAGAAGACAGUUGCAGCAAAUAAAACAAUGGUUAUUGUGUCAGCUUCUGGGACUGUAGAGACGGUGACCGAGAAGGAAGAUGGUGCUGCACCACCGGAUGGCUCUGUUUUUAUCAAAGCCCGAUGAAGCUUAGCAAGAGUCAUAUGAAUCCAUCUUUGAUUACCACUUAAAUUUUAGGCGUGGGGGCAUUUAGUCUGGAGAAACAGGGUAAAAUUCCUGCUUGUUAAAUAAGUUUUUCAGAUGAGACAUAUAAAACUUAAGUGAAAGAAUUAUUGUAUAGUUUUUGGACUGUACUUUGAUAAGGCAUGAUUUCAGCUCAAGAUUAAAAUUGAGUACAUGGUUUUUUGCUUAAGAAGCUUAAUUUAAUAAAAAUAUACAAGUGAAUGCAUUUUCAAGAUACCACUUGAAAAGCAAGUUCUCAAAUAGUGAAUAACUUGAUGGCCAGUGUUAUUAAAAUAUUGACUUGUUGAUUUUUGUUUUAUAAUAAAGGAAGUAGGAUUCUUUCCCUGCUAGAAAUACAUUGCUAUUCCUAUUCACUCUGCUUUUUCUCUUGUUUCAUUAGAGUAAGUCUGUCACGAAGCUUGAAUCUUUUUGAUACUCAUUUUGAUUCAGAGUUGUCAUUUGGUCCUAUGUAGGAUCUUGAAAGUUUGAAAAUGCAUGCAAAUGUGUAUGCUGAACAUUUUCUGAAGUUUCUCUUAAUUUUGAUUUGUGCUUUUAACUUUAUAAUUAUUAUAACAAUGAUAGUUGCCACUUUCAGUAUUUGUUAGAUGUGUGAGAUACUGACAAAUGUCAGAAUCAUGGUUUAUUUUUUAAAUUAUUAAGGUAGAUAGAGUAAUCCUUAGCACCAAGUGAGUCAUUUUAAAGAUGUGCAUUUUUUUAAAAAAUCAGUGGCUCUUAUAGAUACAUCAUAACAAAUUACACUACUGUUUUCCCAGUCAAAAGCAGUAUUUUCUUUUCCUUAUUUUUAAAAGAUUAAAAACAUUAAAAACAAUUUAUUUCUUGCUGUAAUUUCCUAGCUGAUGGUUUAGAAUUCCUUUUCUAGUUAACUUUUAUGGAACUGCUCAGUGAAAUGAGAAACAAUCACAGUUUUAAAUGACUCAAUUAUACUUUUCUAAAAAUUGAGGGGGAAAAGUAGAUAUGUUAUUGAAAUAAAGGAGUGAAUAGCAUUAGGCGCAACAUACACAGAAAUUGAAGUGUGAUUUAUGGUUUAAUCCCAUGAGUAGAAAGGAUAUAUUGAAGGAUAUAUUUUAUUGAAAGGUCACCAUCACAUCCACAAAUCAAUACUGACAUUGCUAAUGUUAAUUAUUAUUUUAGUACAGUUAUAUAGAACUGCUGGGUACUGUUACUUCUGAAACUCAGGAAGCUAGUAUUGGUAUUUUAUCCUUGUUAGAGAGGAAGUAAGUUACUUUUUAUUUUAAGGAAUUUUAUCUUGCCCACUGGGAGCAUGUACGUGUAAUGGUCUGAGAUGACUGAAAAACAUUUUUUUUAGUGGAAUGCUUCUUUUUUUCAGAGUUGGAGAAGCCAGGAUUUGCCUUGAAAAGUACUAUUUUUUCCCCCCAAAGUUGUAUCAGGUAGUUAGCUCUGGUUAGAGAAGUUUGUUUUAGAAAGAUCCAAAAAAAAAAAAAAAUUUAAUUAUAUUUUAUUUUGUUAAAUAAUGCAUAUUCUUCAAGGGCAGGUAGAUGGAUGUGUAGAGAAAUGUGCACUUACUGUUUCAUAUGUUGCUUUGAGUAAUGGAUAUUGAUUGUAUAGUUUGUGAAUAAAUAGGUUUUUUUGCUUUUAAAGGUUUGCCUAUUUGUGUUGUUAGCUUUUGAAAAAAUUAGAUUGAUUAAUUUAUUUCUUAUGUGAAGAUAAAAUAUAUAAGCACCUUGUAUGGUGUCUUGUGUAUGAAGUACUCAGUAAAUGCUGUUUCUAUGAAGCACUUGAAUUGGUUUUAUUUAACCUCACUUUCUUCUGAUUUUAAGAAAGGAGGAAAACGUCUUUGUAAUUUUUUCCAUACUUGGAAGUGAGAAGUCACUACUUCUUAUACUAUAGGACAGAUGGCUUUCAGUUGGGGAAUGUUGUUGGUAUAAGGUUUAUGAAGUGAAGUGAAGUGAAGUGAAGUGAAGUCGCUCAGUCGUGUCUGACUCUUUGCGACCCCAUGGACUGUAGCCCACCAGGCUCCUCCGUCCAUGGGAUUCUCCAUGCAAGAAUACUGGAGUGGGUUGCCAUUUCCUUCUCCAGGGGAUCUUCCCAACCCAGGGAUCAAACCCUGGUCUCCCACAUUGCAGGCAGAUGCUUUAACCUCUGAGCCACCAUACCUCAACCCAAAAGAAACAAGAUCCAGGAUGGGAGUGCGUGUAGCUACUAGAUUCUGUUUAUGAACCUACCGUUGCCUCUGUACUGACAUCAGUAGGCCAGGUUAGUCUCUUUCUUACACAGAAAUAAGACAUAAGAUGGUUUAGAUACAAGAUGGAGGAGAGAACGAAAUAGUGAAUUAUGGAGGAGAAAGGGAUCCCAUUUCUUCAGGCCCCCAAAACUGCUUAGCACUCUUUUGUGUACGAAGGGAAAAAUGCAUACAUUAUUUUAUAAGGAUGUGAAUACUGAUAUCUGUACUAAGCUUGGUAACUGUAAUAGCAAAUUCUUUCAAUCUGAGGGAAAUAAUUGAUGUUCAUGAUAAUGAUAUAAUUAAAGAUAUUUAAUAUACUUUCUGAAACAACACUAAACACUAAUACUAUAUUGAACAUAAUUUGUAGUAUUCUUAUCUGAAAAUGUGUGUGGCAUAGAUACUCAUUAGUCAGAACACUGUACAAUCCAGACCAUGUCUGAUAAUUUGAGAAUCAUUAUUCUCUAGACAACAGGUUCUUAGAUUAUAAAGUAUUUAUCUUAAAUGUGCUAACAAAUACUACAUAAACACAUGCAAAGUUUAGACCACGAAACCUGGAUCUAUUUUAUUUUCUUGUAAUUCUUUUUUUCUUAAAAAAAAAUUUUUUUUAUAUAUUUUUAAAUAGGAUAAUAAUUGCUUCAAAUAUUGUGAUGGUUUCUGCCAUACAUCAACAUGAAUCAGCCACAGGUAUACAUGUUUCCUCUCUUGAACCAAGAUCUACUUUAAUUGGAGCCUAUGUGAAGGGUUUUAUGGUACACUUCAGUAUGAAAUUAGCUUUUAAAUUGAUGUUAUAUGUCAAAACUGUAAAGAAGAGUUUAAAUUAAAAAAGCUUUGGCUCAGAAAGCUAGUGUUUUCAUGAUUAUAACUGACCAAGAUAGCCUUUUUCAGUUUGAAAAUUGUGCUUUGUGUAAUGACGUCAAAAGCUCGUUUCCCUGCCUUUCUCAGCAGCAGGAAAUUGUUAAUAAUUUCUUUAAUCUCAGACUUCAUGAGUCAGAAGCCUUUUAAAAUUGAUUUGGACUUUGAUUUCAUGACAUACAUAUAUCUAAAUGAGUUGUACAUUGACACAAGAACCAUAGUUCUAUAAUUAUCUUCAAAUCAAUAGGUAUAUUAAGUGUGUUUUUCCUUAGGGAUUAUUAUGAAACUGAUGUUGUGUUUUGUAAUUGAUGACAUUUUAGGAUUGAAAAAAUAAUGUUUUUUUUAAGCCAAUAAUAAAAAUACACAAGUUUGUAAAUGAUUCACUCGUUACUAAAGUAAAAUGAAAUAUGUCACUUUA
Bubalus bubalis (water buffalo) is the source of this 4488-nucleotide messenger RNA. RefSeq names its product tetratricopeptide repeat domain 33 (gene TTC33). The coding region runs from base 191 to 979 and encodes 262 amino acids. Gene Ontology annotation, molecular function: protein binding. The record is from RefSeq and is a predicted model, not a curated record. The transcript is spliced from 5 exons. NCBI's taxonomy places the organism in Eukaryota, Metazoa, Chordata, Mammalia, Artiodactyla, Bovidae.